Molecule: messenger RNA, 1943 nt
Organism: Daucus carota subsp. sativus
Lineage: Eukaryota; Viridiplantae; Streptophyta; Magnoliopsida; Apiales; Apiaceae
Product: protein PHLOEM PROTEIN 2-LIKE A10
Exons: 2
Coding region: 485-1732 (415 amino acids)
Source: RefSeq, a predicted model, not a curated record
AUAAUAUUGUAUAUUAUCCUUACAUGUGUAACAGAUCUUUCCUAUGUACAGAUGACAUUCAUCCAAGUAGUUUCAAGUAUGAAGAAAAAAGACCCCAGCACGCCAUGAUGGAAGCUUAUCAUAAACUACAAUCAACUCACCUCCAGAUUUGACCUUAAUAUCAAGAAGAGGGGUCCUAUCUACCCAUUUGCUCUAAUCCACACACCCCAUAUUCUCCAGAAAACUCCUCAACCGCUUAUAUGUGCCCACACAUCUGUAUGAUCAUGAAUCAUUCGUGAAAAAUACCUAGUGUUAAUAAUUCCCUCGGAUCAUCCAGUGCAGAAAAGACAAUUUAGUCGUCGUAAAUAUGGUUACUUGUGAUUCACUAUAAGCAUUUGUUUUCAUAGUUUCUUGUGGAUGAGCUCAGGAGCCCUUCUUUCCUUUCUUUACUCUAUCAUCCAUCUGCAACUGCUUUAACGUCAUCACCUUUCUUCUUUCGCAGUUGAUGGAUUUGAGAAUUGUGGAAAAGGGUUUGGAUUACUCACGAAGAAGAAGGAAGUGGGGGUUUCUUGUAGCGGCUUUGGGUUUUUCGGGGUAUGGUGCAUACAGAGUUUAUAAUUUGCCUAGUGUUGUUAAAAGGAGGGAAAGGCUGUUGAAGGUUUUGGGUGCUUUUGCUUCUGUUGCUGAAGCUGUGGCAGAUUCUGCAGAGGCGAUUGGGAUUGUUUCGAAGGAUUUUAAUGAAUUUGUUAAAUCUGAUUCUGAUCAGGUUCCGAAUAGUUUGAGGCAAGUUUCCAAGCUGACAAUGUCCGAGGAGUUUACAGCGCCUGUCAGUGGGAUCAUGAGGGCUAUAGCUGUUGGAAUUCUUCGCGGAUAUCAAUCUGAGCAGGCUAAGAAUGUGGGUGAUUCAGCUGACAAUUCAAGUUUAUCUGACCAGGUUUUUGAUAAGCUUUUCUCGACUGCUGGUUCCGGUUUUGCUUCUGUUGUUGUUGGGAGUUUUGCUCGCAACAUGGUAAUCGCUUUAUCUGAUAGUUAUGGAGGUAAAACGAAUGAUAGUUCUAAUGUGGCAUCCAGUAGUGUUCCAAGAUGGGUUGAAGUUUUAUGUGAUGACAAGUUCAGGAAUCUGAUUGCGGAUUCUAUCCAGUUAUUUGUGAGCACUGCUGUUGCUGCUUAUCUUGAAAAAACCAUGGACAUUAACACCUACGACGAGUUAUUUACUGGAAUGACAAAUCCAAAGCACGAAAGACAAGUUAGGGAGACUUUAGCAACAAUCUGUAAUGGUGCAGUGGAAACCUUUGUUCGAACAUCUCACCAGGUUUUGACAACUGCAAAUCCUAAUGCUAAUUCCGAUUCGGAUAUGAAUCUUAGACUUAGCCGCCGCAGAAUAAAGCAAAAGCUUGACGGGGAAGAACCACUACCAUCUGAUUUCACAUGCAACGAAUUAGACGACGAGGAUCAGGAAUCCGGAUGGGUGAAUAAAAUGUAUUCAACUUUGGCAGUACCGAGCAACAGGAGGUUUGUUCUUGAUAUGACUGGAAGGGUAACUUUCGAAACAGUUCGAUCCUGCCUGGAUUUUGUGCUGGAAAAGUUGUCAGACAGCGUGAGAAGUAAUCUUAAUGGUGCCUAUGAGGAGGUGAUCUAUAAGGGAGUUGAGGCUUAUAGAUAUGUUAGUGCCAAGUCUUCUACAAUUGUUACAAUAUGUCUCUCUUUGUGCUUGCAUAUACUAAAUGGCCCGUGGAUUUUAGUUCCAACUUAAUGUCUUUCCACUUCAUACUUGGGAAUCUAAUUCAUCUGUAUGUUAAAUUCUUUUGAUCUGUUUCAUCCUGAUAGAGCAUAUAUGUAUAGUUUCAAGUUUCUUUGUAUAGGGUACUUGUCUCACAAAGUUAAGGUUCUAAAGACCUACCAGAUGCACAAUCUUGGUUUGGUCUAUUAGGACAGAUUGGACAAUAAAACAAUUUGUAUGUUUA